GGUGAAGCACAGCAGAGACCACAGGAGGCUGGGGGAGGUAGGUGACUGCUGGGACAGCAGCCCCUCUGCUGUCCAAGAGCAGGCUCUAGUUUGACAUCUCCCCCCACCACCACCCCAAACCCAGCGCUGGCAACGCUCAGCUGUCGUCUGCGGUGACAGUUGAGUGGUUUAAUACAGGAACCACAGGUGAAAGAGGUCUGAGGUUCCAGGCGGCGUUGCGGCUCCACCCCAGUGGUCCCACCCCAGCAGGCAAGGGCGGGGCCGAGGAUGCCGCGUCCGGGUUUCAUUCUAGACUAGAGGGGCACCGAGCCCAGACUCAACUCUGUCCCACCUGCACGCCGUGGCGACAUGGACGCCAGGAAGCGCGGGACCAGAAGCCGGAGAAGCCGGGACAGCCCGGUGCCCACGCCAUGCGUUCAGACCCUGUGCUUCGACCCUCUGGUGCGACACUGCGUGUCCUGUGAGCUCCUCCGCACGCCGGACCCUCCUCCGCACGCCUUCGGUCCCUCGGUCCCCCGCCCUCCAUCCGCAUCCCCUUCGCCAUCAGCGCCCGGGACAGCGCUGCAGCCGCAGGAGUCGGUGGGCAUGGGACCGGGAUCUGACGCGACCCUGCCGCUGCCCGGGCUCCUCUUCGGCGCCCCCGCGCUCCUGGGACUGGUGCUGCUGGUGGCCCUGGUGGCCCUGGUGACCUGGAGGUGGUGGCAGCAGUGCAGGAUGGCCUCCCCGGACAUCCCAGACGGAGUCCAGGAAGAGUCCCUGGACAAUGUCUUCAUGCCUUCCUCAGAAACCCUUCAUGCCUCCGCUCCCAUCUGGCCUACCCCCAAAGAAGAUGCAGACACCACCCUGCCAGGCCAUAGCAUCCCAGUGCCAGCCACAGAACUGGGCUCCACCGAGCUGGUGACCACCAAGACAGCCGGCCCUGAGGAAUAGGAGCCCUGUGGAGUUUGUGGACUCUCACCCGAGGGUUUGAAACGGAGCUCUUCAGGGACAGAGCCCAUUGCCUAGAGGGAACCCAGCAGAACCACAGACACUACAGGCCGCAGGCUCCCACCAGCAUGAGACUAUUUUUGUGCUAGCCUUUGGCUCGAGAACAUUCCAUUUUUGAGGUUCUUUUAAGCUCUUAUGCCUUCCGUGGCUGGGUAGGCUUGAGUGUUGGAUGUUAAUCUCUUCGAAGAGGUAGAGACUGGACACUUGAGCUCUUUCUACAAAAUCUGGAUGGUGGGCUGGGGAAAUGUCUCAGCAGUUAAGUUCAUGAACUGUUCUUGUAGAGAACUCCAGUUGUUCAGUUUCCCAGCAUCCAUGUCUGACAGCUCACAG
Molecule: messenger RNA, 1317 nt
Organism: Onychomys torridus (southern grasshopper mouse)
Lineage: Eukaryota; Metazoa; Chordata; Mammalia; Rodentia; Cricetidae
Gene: Tnfrsf13c
Product: TNF receptor superfamily member 13C
Exons: 3
Coding region: 349-930 (193 amino acids)
Biological process (GO): tumor necrosis factor-mediated signaling pathway; positive regulation of T cell proliferation; T cell costimulation
Cellular component (GO): external side of plasma membrane
Molecular function (GO): signaling receptor activity
Source: RefSeq, a predicted model, not a curated record